UUACCCUCCAAAACAAACAAAAGGCACAGUCUGAGUUGGCCAUUGAAGCAAGCAAAGUGCCGACACGGAAGCUUUAACUGAUUACCACAAUGGAAGUCCUCCAUGAAGCCCCAAAUACCUCUUCAUUCGUACCUCUCGCGGAGCAUCAGUCGCGAACUCCUGCCUCGUUCUACUCUGGACCACCCAUUUUACACCACUUCAGCGAGAGAUGCAAAGUGGUUAUUCUGGAGCGUGAUUUAUUAGCUUCCCCUGCUCUGAAUAGUCUGCGGUCGACUACGGUAGAGGGUUCAUCGAAUGGCACAGCACAGGGAGAACGCGGUGCCCCUGCAGGUACAACAGUCGAUGAGGCAGUAGAGGAUACCAAAGAGCUAUCUCUCCCGGGUGUCAGUGUCUGGGCCACUUCUGAAAAGCUAUUGUUAUUUUCUACGGAGACGUCCAGUGGUGUUGCAAUCCCGUAUCCGAUAAUAUCUCUGCAUGCGAUCCAACGGCUUCCCCUGCCGAAUUCUUCCGACAAUGACACUGUGCAGGGCCUUUACAUGCAGUUAGCCACCACGAGCGGAGGAGAUGAGAAUAUGGAUGAGGAUGUAGACGAAGAUAGCAUUUCGCUCACCAUCAUUCCUCUGUCGGUCCCCGCUACCCAACCUACCGACCAGGAAACGUCAACUGAAGAAGAAGAUAAAAAGACCCAGUCCCAAAUUGAGGCUCUUUUUGAGGCUGUGUCUGCCUGUUCCAAUCUUCACCCCGACCCUGUCGAGCAAGACGACGAAGAUAGAUACGAAGAUGCGGAUGAAGGUGAGGAAUUCCAUCAACAACUCCAAGGUAGUGCCUUGUUCCAAAAUGGUCUGAUUUUCCCUGGAAACAAUGCAGGUGGCCUGCCUCCAGCCCUACCUGGAAGCGGUGGCUGGAUUACCGCAGAGAAUGCCCACGAGUAUUUUGAUGAAGAUGGAAACUGGAAAGGUGGAGAGGAACCUCCCUUGGGUGCAGGAGCGGGUACCGUAAGGCCACGUGAAGAUGACGAUGAAGGAAUGAAUGAGGCUGAUGCCGCGAACAACGCGAAUGGAACGGCUGGGGAUGAAACGAAGUGGCGAAGGACCGAGUGAUUCAGUAUUGCUCUACCUCUUAGUGUCAUGUUCGAGCUCUACCUUGUGUGAUUAUACCCUAUUCAAAACAGUCGGAGCCAGCCGUAUAUCGUAACUUCCCCCUGGCAAAAAUACCAGAAAUCAACAAAAGCAUAACUCCUCAGAGUUUUAAAUGUGUCGAUUAUACCCUUAGAUCCACUAUCGCCGUUCACACUUGACUGGGUCGAUGAUUCCAAAUAUAGAGUGCAAUUACUGCAGCUAAUUAUGAAAAAAGCAGAACCGUUUUACGGGACAAGUCUACCUCUUUAUGGAUGCGAUAGCUGAUCAGUAUCGUGUUACUUCCAUAGGUUACCUCCUGGUUUCCAGGCUGUUCCCGCAGUGGAUACCCUGAUUUCGAAUCUAUAAUGCGUCGCGAACGCCCGCUAUAUCCAGCCAAUACCCUUUCCAAUGAAUAUACUCACAUUUAAGCUAAUCCGAACAUAGUACUACUUUUGGAGAACUCUAUGCUCUAUACUUGAUAGACCAUGACUAGCACACUGAACUUCAUGUUCAUUGCAAGUCUGCCCUCUGGGAAUAUCUCUAUUAAAAAUCCCCCCUCUCUAAAUUUCUCUCUGAUUAACUCUACCGAGUUAUCUGGUUCGUGGUAGUGAAAUCGACAGGCGAUACCCUUCCACCUCUUUCCGGCACUCUGACCGGAAUUGCAGGAGUUGACGGUCGAACAACACCCGGAAUUCGAACAGAA
Messenger RNA from Trichophyton rubrum CBS 118892, 1821 nucleotides. RefSeq lists its product as uncharacterized. The record is from RefSeq and is a predicted model, not a curated record. NCBI's taxonomy places the organism in Eukaryota, Fungi, Ascomycota, Eurotiomycetes, Onygenales, Arthrodermataceae. Gene Ontology annotation, cellular component: spliceosomal complex; cytosol. Gene Ontology annotation, biological process: mRNA cis splicing, via spliceosome. The coding region runs from base 90 to 1100 and encodes 336 amino acids. The transcript is spliced from 2 exons.